AUGGCCGCAUUUCUCGCGAAACGUUCGCACCUUACUAUAAGAUCCGCGAUACCCGUUUUGCAAAGGUUUGUUUCCGGAAAGACGGCUGUUGCUACUCGAGAUUCGAAAGAAAGCUCAGUUACAACAACGCCUGAAACUUCGCAAGUUAUACCUGCUGAUGUAUCCGGUGCACCUGAGGAACUCCGAUUCAGAUCGGUAAGAAUUUACAAACGCUCCAAAACUGCUAUGCAAUCAGGAGAACAUAAUACUAGGCAUUGGAGAAUUGAUUUCGACGUUAUGGGAUCUAGUGGUGCCUGGGAAAACCCGUUGAUGGGAUGGUCCAGCAG
Messenger RNA from Cetraspora pellucida, 326 nucleotides. Lineage: Eukaryota; Fungi; Glomeromycota; Glomeromycetes; Diversisporales; Gigasporaceae. The record is from the annotation of a GenBank genome assembly.